AUGAUCACGGAGAUCGCGGCCGCCACUGAGAACUCCUCCGCCUCGGCACCGGUGGCACCGUCCAUGCCGCUGUCCCUUCCGGCGCCGCCACAUUCCCAGCAGUACCAGCAGGCGCCAACGCCACUGCCCGGGGGGGUGCCGAUCACUCAGAUCAGGUUUCCGCCCUCCCCGUCGCCAAUCCCAGGGUUCAGGGCCGUGGCUCCUAUGCUGCUCCCGGCCUCCGCUCACAUGGCCCCAUCACAACUGUACCCCCCGCCGCCAUCGGAAGGGGAGUCUGUCGUUGUGUCGAAGUACCACAAGAUCACCUUCGACACGUACGAUGGCCGCGAUGAUCCCCUGGGGUGGCUCAACAAAUGCGACAAGGUGUGGAUGGCCUCAUAUCACCUGAAGGGAGUCGCCCAGCAGUGGUACCUUGUACUGGAGACCGACAUCGGCCGCCCAUCGUGGCCGGAUUUCCGUCGAUACUGCCUACAGCGCUUCGGCCCUGCCCUCAACACCAACCACCUGGCCAGGCUGCCAUUCGGCGCCAACGUGGACGCAUACAUGGAGGCAUUCCAGGCCAGGGCAGCGCACGCGGAGGAUCUCACCACGCUGCAGCGCGCCAAGCUUUUCACAGGUGGCCUUCCUGACUACAUUCGGGUGGAUGUUGAGCUACACCAGCCCUAG
Molecule: messenger RNA, 666 nt
Organism: Miscanthus lutarioriparius
Lineage: Eukaryota; Viridiplantae; Streptophyta; Magnoliopsida; Poales; Poaceae
Source: the annotation of a GenBank genome assembly